This is a messenger RNA of Homalodisca vitripennis (glassy-winged sharpshooter), 1597 nucleotides long. RefSeq names its product 40S ribosomal protein S0-like. Gene Ontology annotation, biological process: ribosomal small subunit assembly; translation. The record is from RefSeq and is a predicted model, not a curated record. Gene Ontology annotation, molecular function: structural constituent of ribosome. Gene Ontology annotation, cellular component: ribosome; cytosolic small ribosomal subunit; 90S preribosome. Lineage: Eukaryota; Metazoa; Arthropoda; Insecta; Hemiptera; Cicadellidae.
CAGCGUAGGUCGCUUUUUUUCCGCGGCCUCCUCCAUGCCAUGCACAUCUUCAUCGGCCCCUGGAGGCGCAUGAUGCUCCGCCAUAUACGGCCGACAUCUCUGCGCUCAUUCUUAAUAUGAACGCCUGGCUGUCUGAUAUCUUGCCCUUCCCCAGCGCUCCUCGAAAUUCUGCAUCGUGUGGCUCCGGGCCUUUCAUCAGAGGGGCGUGGCCGCAGGCACGGUGAUCCGAAUUGGCUCCACUGAAAUACAGGCCCGGAGACACAGCAGAUGAAUCACUAUUAGACAUAGACACUGUCUGCAGCCAAUGCGAAUGCCCAGCCAUAGACUUUUCCCUUUCUGCAUCCGCAGGCAUUCCUUAUCCGGCAAGAAUUAAAAUCACCCAUGAGCCAGGAAAAAGUCGUGGCGGAAAUCGCUCGAGAGCUGGGCCUCAACUUUACAGACAGCGUCAUCGACACGAUGAUCAAGCUGCUAGAUGCCGGCAUGGCUCCGGACAAUCUGGUUCGGCUAAUCCAGGAUGCACGAGCAGAGCUCCACCAGUUCUAGCCGGAGCCCAUGAAUGCACAAACACUUGCAUGGCGGCCAAGCUAAUAAGUACGGGGAGAUGCGCCUGGAGGGUACCAGGAAUGGCGCGCGAGCCUGUUUGGCCCAUCUGCGGCGGUGUUUAUGGCAGCCUGACGUUCUGAAUGGCGGCAGAGCCUCUGGCCCGGCGCAGCGCCUGCCUCAGUCUCCAGGGGACCGCUCCCAGCAUCCCCGCCAAUGCUGACAUUGAUGCAGUGCAAAUUUGUAAAAACUUUUUAAAAUUUUUGCCCCGUAUGGUCAAGGCUGUUAAUGGAAUACUCUUUCCAGAGAACUUCGGGAAGCUCUUCAUAGCCUCCAAGGCCCAGUGGGUGGGAUCAAGUGCACGAACAGGAUGGACAAGUACAUUUUCGGCAAGCGGCAGGACAAGGUCAACAUCUUUAACAUCGAAAAGACGUGGGAGAAGAUGGUCCUCGCCGCCAUGGCAUGCGCAGCCAUCAAGCACCCGGGUUCGAUCGUCGUGGUCAGCGGCAAGACCUUUGGCCGCAAGCCGGUCCUCAAGUUUGCAGAGGCGACAGGGAGCAGGCCAUGCACGGGGCGCUUUGUCCCCGGGCUGUUCACGAACACGAAUGUCAGGGGCAGCAUAGGAGCCCCGCUUCUGAUAGUCUCAGACCCUGUUACUGACCAGCAGGCAAUUAUAGAGGGCCUCUCGUGUAAAAUGCCCGUGAUUGCAUUCUGCAACACCGACGCCGACUUAUCCUUUGUCGACAUUGCCAUCCCAAUGAACAACCGCUCCCCGAAUGCCAUCGGAGUUGCGUUCUUCAUACUCAGCCGGCUCAUCGGGGUACAUUAAAAAAUGGGGCAGAGCUGGGAUGCGAACAUCAAGGAGGUCGAGCUGUUCUUCUUCAGAGAUGCCGCGGAGCUCGAGAGCCUGUACAUGGAGCAGAAUGCCGAUAAGGCGGCCGCCUAUGGCGCUGGCUACGAGAGCCAGGAUGAGGAGGAGAGCGACUAUGGGCAGGCGCAGAGCGACGUCCAUCUCGGUGAUUCUGAUGACAGCAAUUAAUUAAAUCGUUUAGUUUAC